UUUCCUUACUACAAGUAUUAAUGGCGUUCGUUAGACUUUUGUAGGGAAGAUACGCCGAAACUUCCUGUUAAGAUUCACACGAAAAACAUCGAUUCAAGAAGCUCGAGCAAAGUGUAAUAUAUAUUGAAGGCAAGGCUUUUAUUAACCACCGCUUGCGAAUACUGAAAUAUGGGCUUCACAAAACUCGGAUUCUUCUUUUUAUUGCUCUUCUUUCAUCAACUUCAUCUUCUUCUUGCAUAUCAACGUUCUAACAAUACUCAGUUGGAUACAGAGUUUAAACAGCGACAGAAUGCUAGUGAAAAAGGAAACCCACAAAAAUUUACGUCGAAAGAGGGAGUGAUGGUAUCUGUUAAUAGGCGCGGAGGUGGAGGAGGAGGUCAUGGAGGUGGAGCAGGAGGUCAUGGAGCUGGUGGGCAUGGAAACGGAGGUGGUCACGGUGAAGGAGGAAACGAUGGCCAAGUGGGCGGUGGAGCUGUGAUUCCUCUCUAUGCAGCUGGUGCCGGUGGCUACCACGGCCGCCGCCACCAUGGUUCCAACACUGCUAGCCCCGGUUACUGUGGCCUGAGUUAUUUGGUUUUCUCUGUUUUUAUUUCUAUUAUUUUUUUUGUAUAUUUUAUAUAGGGCUAUAAUUGGAAUUCAGUGUGAUUAUAAUGCAAAUAUAUUCAGAUUUUCACA
Pistacia vera is the source of this 675-nucleotide messenger RNA. Its product is annotated as glycine-rich cell wall structural protein-like. The record is from RefSeq and is a predicted model, not a curated record. Lineage: Eukaryota; Viridiplantae; Streptophyta; Magnoliopsida; Sapindales; Anacardiaceae. Bases 169 to 621 code for a protein of 150 amino acids. The transcript has 2 exons.